GGGAGAGAGAGCAUCUAAGAUCACUGAUUAAGGAUAACUGAGUAGUUACACAAGAAACAAUCUCCCAUUUGAUCAAUGUUUUUGAAUUUAGUGUUAUCAUAAUUGUGACAGCAACAUUUGUUAAGGUCUCCGUCAAUUUAUUAAACACCAAUAUUUUAAGUAAGAAUAUUGUGAUAUGAUUAGGGUAUGAGUUAUGAAAAAUGUAGUUAACUUUUUGACGUGACAACAUAAUUUUUAAAAAAAAUGUUUGAAGUUCAUCGAAAUGUUAACAUUCUAUGAAUCAUCUCUUCUAUGGAAUUUGAUUUAUUGUUCAUCUAACAUAGGUUAGGUUGUCGCAGUGUAAACUAAAAACGCAACAUUUAUCAUAUUAUGAAUAAAGAAAUAUUGCAGUUCCGAGAACGAGCAGAGAAAGCGGAGGCAGAGAUAAAGCUUCUGCAUGAGGAGAUCCAGAAACUGACCACGACCCUCGGAGCGGGCGACAGCGACGAUGCGGAGGACUUGACCGAUCUCAUCUUGGAGAACAGGAAGCUGAAGCACAGAAUCGCUAUCUUGAAGAGGGCGGUGGAGUCGGAGCAGCGCGCCAGGCCGCAAGCGUCGGACGGCAGGAUGAAAGACGUGCACCGGACCUUGCACGAGCUGUUCUCGGGCGCCGUCGCGGCGGCGUUCCCGGACCUGCCCGAGGCCCCGUGCCCCAUCGUGACCUCCAGCUUCUGCGACUACCAGUGCAACGCCGCCAUGCCGAUAUCGCAGCUCCUCAAGGCACAAGGCGUCAAGAAGCCCCCGCGCUCCGUCGCGGAGGAGAUAGUGGCCCGCGUGGAGCCGUCCGGCCUGGUGGAGAGGCUGGAGAUCGCUGGACCGGGCUUCAUCAACAUCUUCCUCAGCCGUGGCUACGCCGUCGAGUGCCUGAGAGAGGUCCUGCUGUCCGGCGUGCGGCCGCCCGCGCUGGAGACUCGCCUCCGCGUCGUCGUGGACUUCUCGUCCCCGAACGUGGCCAAGGAGAUGCACGUGGGCCACUUGAGGUCGACGAUCAUCGGGGAGAGCAUGUGUCGUCUCCUGGAGUUCCUGGGCCACGACGUGGUGCGGGUGAACCACAUCGGCGACUGGGGGACGCAGUUCGGGAUGCUCAUCGCUCACCUGCAGGACAUGUUCCCAAACUACCUGAAGGAGUCCCCGCCCAUCAAGGACCUGCAGGAGUUCUACAGAGAGUCGAAGCGUCGGUUCGACUCGGACGAAGAGUUCAAGAAGAGAGCCUACGACUGCGUAGUCAAGCUGCAGAGCUUCGAACCGGACCACAUCAAGGCCUGGCAGAUGAUAUGCGAUGAGUCGAGGAAAGAAUUCCAGAAACUGUACGAACGACUUGAUGUUACGCUGACUGAAAAAGGAGAAUCUUUUUAUCAGACGAGAAUGGUCAACGUCUUGAAAACAUACAGUGACUUCAUAGAAGUGGACGAGAACGGCAGGAAGGUGCUGUUCGGCGGCCCCAGCGACCCCAUCCCCAUGAUCCUGGUCAAGUCCGACGGUGGCUUCACCUACGACACCUCGGACCUGGCCACCAUCAAGUACCGCAUCGAGGAGGAGAAGGCCGACUGGAUCAUCUACGUCACGGAUGCCGGCCAGGCUGUGCAUUUCGACCUUCUGCGAAACUGUGCCAAGAAGCUGGGUAUUCUGGACGACAGCAGAGUGCGCGUCGACCACGUGGUCUUCGGAGUGGUUCUGGGCGAGGACAAGAAGAAGUUCAAGACGCGCUCCGGGGAAACCAUCCGGCUGGCAGAGCUUCUGGACGAGGGCCUGCGCCGUGCGCUGGACAAGCUGCGGGAGAAGGAGCGCGACAAGGUGCUGGGCCCAGAUGAGCUCCGCGCCGCGCAGGAGGCCGUGGCGUACGGCUGCGUCAAGUACGCCGACCUGGCCCAGAACCGCGUGCACGACUACGUGUUCUCCUUCGACAAGAUGCUGGACGACAAGGGCAACACGGCCGUGUACCUGCUGUACGCCUUCACGCGCAUCCGCUCGAUCGCUCGCACGGCCGGGCUCUCCGCGGACCAGGUGCGCGCCGCCGCCGCCACCGUGCCCGUGUCUCUGGAGCACGACAAGGAGUGGAGGCUCGCGAAGGUUCUGUUGCGUUUGCCUGAAGUGAUAACGCGAAUAACCAAGGACCUGUGCAUGCACCAUCUGUGUGAACUGACUUAUGACAUUGCGACCACAUUUACUGAGUUCUACGACAAGUGCUACUGCGUGGAGAAGGACUCGUCUGGUGAAAUUGUCAAGGUGAACAUGGGACGCAUACUUCUUGCCGAAGCAACUGCAUGUGUGUUGAAACAGUGUUUUGACAUACUUGGACUGAAACCUGUCUCACGGAUGUAGCCCCAAAAGGAUAUUAAAAUCCAAUUAUAACUUG
This is a messenger RNA of Bacillus rossius redtenbacheri, 2395 nucleotides long. RefSeq names its product arginine--tRNA ligase, cytoplasmic (gene ArgRS). Gene Ontology annotation, biological process: arginyl-tRNA aminoacylation. The transcript is spliced from 13 exons. Gene Ontology annotation, molecular function: ATP binding; arginine-tRNA ligase activity. The coding region runs from base 370 to 2361 and encodes 663 amino acids. NCBI's taxonomy places the organism in Eukaryota, Metazoa, Arthropoda, Insecta, Phasmatodea, Bacillidae. The record is from RefSeq and is a predicted model, not a curated record. Gene Ontology annotation, cellular component: cytoplasm.